AAAUUCCUGCUCCAGAACGCUUGUCUUCGUUGUGCGGGGUAAAGCAUCUUAGAGUUUUUUUCAAAGUGGAAUCGCGCGAUCCCAAGGUUUUUAGCCUGUUUGCAGGACAAGCUAAGUCAUGGAGCUGGUAGAGUUUUGCGGGUUGAUUAUCGUGUUGUUCUCUGGUGUGGUUAAUUCUUGGGGCGAUUAUAGUUACAGAGGAGGAACCAUCUCUUACAGGCCAAAUACAAACUAUCCAACCCCGCGGGUCGAGUUCAUAUACCGAUUGGCGUUUGAAGCGGACUAUGUUUACUGUUACUCUGGAAAUAUCGGACAUCGUGUUACAUGGACUAACUCGCACUCUUCACCUUGGUCUGUGACAAAAUUUACCUAUUAUGGUUUACUUCAUGGUACAUUCAACAGCAUUAGUUCCAGUAAUCAGAUUUCAUGCAACAGUUUCAACAGUGAAGAAGGCUGGAGCGAGGGAAACAGCUCGUUUACUUUUCGACCUGGAUACAACGGCAGAUUGUUGAUAGCUAUGACUUAUAACUAUGGAUACUGGAUGCGUAAUGUCUCUAGAGUUGAUGGUAAUUACGGAAGCAUGCUACUGAGUGCGACGAACAACGUAUCUGCCAACGGUGUCUUUAACAACUCUUCGCCAGUCUCCACGCUACCACUGACGGUCUACUUAAAUCUAGGUAUCCCAUCAGUCAUUAAAAUACCUGUUGAAGAUCCUGAUGGUGACAUAGUGCGUUGUCGUUAUGCAAGCUACCAGGAAUGUUACAGUGGAUUGUGUACUUACUUUCCUCAUGGAGUACUAGACGAGGGAAAUUGUACUCUCAGUUAUAAUGGCGGUGGUUAUGUAAAUCAACUUUUGCCAAUCAUCUUGAAGCUUGAAGAUUUUCCUUCAGGGACGACGCAGUUUGAUUCGUCUAACGUUUUGGGCUCAGUGGAUCUGCAGUUUGUAGUACACAUCAAAAAUGAUACUGCACCAACAACAGCACCAGCAACAGCAGUAGCACCAACAACAGUAUCAGUAGGAGUAGCAAACACAACAGUAACACCUGCAUUAUCAGUUCGCAUUCAAGGGGGAGGGUCCUCUGGUCUAUUACAAGUUCUUCAUAAUGGAGUAUGGGGUACAGUGUGUGAUGAUGACUGGUCCAUGACCAACACCCACGUGGUUUGCCGUCAGCUUGGCUUUGCUGGUGCCCUUUCUUAUCAUAACAGUGGAGGAGGAACAGGACAGAUAUGGCUUGAUAAUGUACAAUGUUCUGGCAGCGAGAGUGCUAUUCAACAGUGUAGACAUCGUGGAUGGGGAAUUCACAACUGUGGUCAUAUUGAAGACAUCUUUGUGACAUGCUAUCGCGAUGAAUGCAGCAACUACACUGUGCUCAACGCACCAGACCGUGCACAAGGAUACCGGGGAAUAAAGAACAAAUGYGACAGGUAYAUCACUCCAGCAUGGUACCGCUUCAUGGGUGAUGCAGGCACUGCCAUAGCAACAUCUUGUGUCCCUGUACGUCACUGUGGUACUGCUGCUCCAGGAUGGAUGACUGGUUCUCAUCCUACCCAAGCCGACGGUGUCGUGACUCGUACGGUGUGCUUUAACUGGAAUACCACCUGCUGUCCGCGUUCCAAAUCUAUUCGUGUUAAAAACUGUGGAGAAUUCUACGUUUACCUUCUACGUGGACAUACAGAUUGUGCCCUGCGUUACUGUGGUAACAAUACCGAAAGCAACAAUACCUGUGUCAGCAGUCCUUGUCGUAAUGGAGCCACUUGUACCGAUACAGAUUAUGGCUACAACUGUACCUGUCCUUAUGAAUACACUGGUAGACACUGUGAAACCGUUGCAGUUGCCAAGGCGACCAACUGCUGGCACACAGCUGUUAGCAUUCAUUACACAGUUGGACCAUCUACCAUCACAGUUACACAAAGCGAUGCUAACAGUAUCAUGACCGAGGUACUGAAUCAUGGUACCAGUCAACUCUUGUGCUCAGGUCUAACACUCAAGUUACUCAAGGUUACCAUAGCAACCCCAGCCAAUCGUUACGUCAUUACAGGAAGCUUUGGGGUCAUGUAUGGUGAAAUGAAUUCGACUCAGAAACAGACUGCUACGUCCUGUCUUGGGAAUGCUGCGAUAUUUAUGGCUAUAAUCCUCAGGCCUGACUAUUAUACUAGUCCCUUGAAAGGAGCAUAUUGGGCAGAUCGUGCCUCGUUAACAAAUUACAAGGACAGUACUUGCUGUAGAGAUGGGUUGGUCUCGUUUAAUGAAACAUGUGGCAUCAGCCCGUGUAACAGUAACCCUUGUCGUAACAGAGGUACUUGUCAGGGUGGUGUUGGCUGGUACAGAUGUUCGUGUCCUUAUGCAUACACUGGACAACAAUGUCAGACUUACAUGUACCCGUGUAACAGUGGUCCUUGCCGUAACGGGAGUACUUGCCAUAAUUAUUAUUGGCAUAAUAGAGGAUAUUACUGUUCGUGUCCUAGAGGAUACACUGGACAACAAUGUCAGACUAGUAAGUAACACUCAAGCA
This is a messenger RNA of Actinia tenebrosa (Australian red waratah sea anemone), 2513 nucleotides long. Its product is annotated as pancreatic secretory granule membrane major glycoprotein GP2. The record is from RefSeq and is a predicted model, not a curated record. Gene Ontology annotation, molecular function: calcium ion binding. NCBI's taxonomy places the organism in Eukaryota, Metazoa, Cnidaria, Anthozoa, Actiniaria, Actiniidae.